Solanum verrucosum is the source of this 2006-nucleotide messenger RNA. Its product is annotated as L-ascorbate oxidase homolog. The transcript has 8 exons. Lineage: Eukaryota; Viridiplantae; Streptophyta; Magnoliopsida; Solanales; Solanaceae. The coding region runs from base 74 to 1708 and encodes 544 amino acids. The record is from RefSeq and is a predicted model, not a curated record. Gene Ontology annotation, molecular function: oxidoreductase activity; copper ion binding.
ACAACUUCUAAUAUCAUUUUCGCAGUUCAAACUCUAAAAACUUUUUUUAUAGUAUUAACAUACAAAGAAAAAAAUGCCGCUAAAAGGAGAGUUAGCGGUGUUUUUGGUGACGCUACUUGUUGUGAACACAAUAGCAGAGAGUCCUUAUAGAUUUUUCGAAUGGAAUGUUACUUAUGGAACGAUUUGGCCUCUAGGUCUUCCUCAGAAGGGAAUUCUGAUUAAUGGGCAAUUUCCUGGUCCUGAUAUUCAUUCUGUCACAAAUGACAAUGUUAUUAUCAAUGUCUUCAACAAUUUGGAUGAGGAUUUUCUUAUUUCCUGGAAUGGAAUACAAAAUAGGAGAAACUCAUUUGAAGAUGGAGUAUGGGGAACAACAUGUCCAAUUCCACCAGGGAAGAAUUUCACAUACAUUUUGCAAGUAAAGGAUCAAAUUGGCAGCUUUUACUAUUUCCCUUCAACUGCAUUCCACAAAGCUUCUGGUGGUUUUGGAGGGUUCAGGAUCCUCAGCAGGCCUGGGAUUCCUGUUCCUUUCGAUGAACCUGCUGGCGAUUUCACCGUCCUUAUUGGUGAUUGGUACAAGAGCAAUCACACGUACUUGAAAUCAAUACUUGAUAGAAACCACAAGUUGCCUUUUGUUGAUGCUCUUCAUAUCAAUGGUCAUGGUCCUCAAGGCCCUAAUCGCGCUGCCUUUACAGUUGAUCAAGGGAAAACUUAUAGACUGAGAAUAUCAAAUGUUGGAUUGGAACAUUCACUCAACUUUCGUAUCGAAGGACAUAAAAUGAAAUUGGUGGAGGUAGAAGGAACACAUACAAUGCAAGAGACAUAUUCCUCACUCGACGUUCAUGUUGGACAAUCCUACUCUGUCCUCAUCACAGCUGAUCAAACUCCUAAGGACUACUACAUUGUUGUUUCAAAUCGUUUCUCGUCUAUUCUCCUUACUACCACCGGUGUACUUCACUACAGCAACUCUAACCAGGAAUUCACUGGCCCGCCCCCUGGUGGUCCAACCAUCGAAAUUGGUUGGUCUCUCACCCAGGCCCGUUCUAUUAGGACCAACUUGACCGCGAGUGGACCAAGGCCAAACCCACAAGGAUCAUACCAUUAUGGUAUGAUCAACACAACUAGAACUAUCAGGCUCGCGAAUUCUGCUGGACAAGUCAAUGGCAAGCAAAGAUAUGCUGUCAACAGUGUGUCCUUUGUGCCAACUAAAAGUGGUACUCCCCUCAAGCUUGCUGACUACUUCAACAUUGGUGGAUUUACCCCCGGAAACAUACCUGAUGCCCCCACCGGUAAAGGAAUUUACCUCGACACAUCUGUUUUGCAAACUGAUUACAGGACAUUCAUUGAAAUUGUAUUCGAGAACAAGGAAGGGAUCGUUCAGAGUUGGCAUCUUAACGGCUAUGCCUUUUGGGUAGUAGGCAUGGACGGAGGAAAAUGGAGUCCAGCUAGUAGGGACCAAUACAAUCUUCGCGAUGCAGUUUCAAGAAUCACAACUCAGGUGUAUCCCAAGUCAUGGACAGCAAUAUACAUUGCAUUAGACAAUGUGGGAAUGUGGAACCUAAGAUCAGAGUUUUGGGCGCGACAGUAUCUAGGACAACAGUUAUACAUGAGGGUAUACACAACAUCAACUUCUUUGCGCGAUGAAUAUCCCAUUCCAAUUAAUGCUCUUUUAUGUGGCGAUGUGGCUGGUCGACCUAAAAGACCACUCUAAGACAAGCUGCAACACUCAUGAAAAUCAUAGGCCAAAGUGAAAAUUAAGAGAAGAAAUUGACUUACAUACACAAAACAACCUCAGAGAACAAAGAUUAUUAGGAUUGAAGUAAAAGCUUAUUACUUGUCCUGUUUAGUUUACCACAAACUAGUUUGAAUGACCUUAACUCAAGGUCCUAUUCUUUCUUUCUUCGUUUCGUUGUAUCGAGUUCCAUCUUCAUUGUUUUAAUUGUCUUAAAAAACAAUAAUUGAAUUGUUCGUUUUCAUAUCAAUGAUCAUAACUAUGAGCUGAAAUUCAU